AUGAGAGAAAUGGUGGUAUACGGAGUUGCUAUAGGCCAACUUUUAAUGUUUAACAAAUGGGAAAUCUAUCAUGCCUUCCCCAAUGCAAAUGCCGGCCAGACGGACACGGGUCAGUAUUGCAUGUGCCAAGAUGGAUAUGUAGGUGCCACAUGUAACGAUGAUUUUGAUGAAUGCAGCCUUGGAAACCCUUGUAUGCAUCGUGGUAAUUGUAGUAACACAAUUGGAAGCUAUAGAUGCAGCUGUCUACACGGAUGGUUUGGCAACAUUCACUGCGAUAUAAAAGACAAUUCUACAACUGUUCGAGAUUGCACGCCUGGAUGGAUGGGGGAAUGGUGUCAAGAUCAGUGUCUAAACAAUUCAAUGUGUCGACCUACAGAAGUGUGCAAAAAGCGAGGGAGAGGACUUCGCUGUUUAUGUGCACCCGGAUGGAGUAGCCGGAAUUGUUCUGUUGACAUCGACGAAUGCACGCAAAAUCCAUGCUCGAAUAAUAUGCUGUGUACAAAUACGCCUGGUUCCUAUCUGUGCAGUUGUUUAUCAGGAUUGACAGGGUCAAAGUGUGAUACUGAUAUUGACGAGUGCACGAGAAACCUGUGCGAACAUUCCUCAACAUGCGUGAAUGCGCAUGCGUCAUAUAAAUGCGCAUGCCCAAACGGUUGGCAAGGAACUAAUUGUGAAAAUGAUAUCAAUGAAUGCGAAAAUAAUCCAUGCAAUUCAACAUAUGUAUGUGAAAAUAAUCCCGGAUCAUUUUCAUGUUCAAUAAAGCAAAAUAGUGCGUCAGGUAAAGACACUACAAAAAUGCAUAUCAUCAUCGGAGCCGUGCUUGGUUCGAUACUAAUGCUGUGCAGCAUUGUAACAUGGAUUGGAAUUCUAAAAUACAGAUGGAGUUCAAGCCGAGAUAAAAGACUCAUUCGACAUGAUCAAAAUGUGCCUAAAGAGAAAACCAACAAUAAAGACAACGAGGAAAAACAACGUUCGACGAAACAACAACCAAUGCAUCAACAUUUUAUCAACAAGAAAUGGGUCCAUUAGUUAAAACGAUUGCAAGCUUUAUAGUUCUUAGAUUUUCGGAAUCAUUAUUUUCAAUACUUCAUAUGCAUAGGAAUAAAUAGUGCUUAAAACGGUGCUAUUGGGCGUGAGACAUAUUCCACUUUCCAUUAUCCCCUAUAAAAUCGACUCUGUGAUUUUAAGCUACUUAAUUUCGAUUUCAUGGGAUAUCUUUAUUUCCCAGAAUAAUAGUAAGCGCCGAUGCUUAGUUCAAGAUGCUUAGUACAAAGUUCAACAAAAACUUUUAAAGCCGAAGCAUGCAAAUAUUUUAUGAACUUUGAAAUAAACGGUAUUUGCAUUGUUUAAUUAUAUGUAAUGUGCUGUGAAUAAACGUCUCGAUUAUCCAAUGAAAAUCGUCAUUUCAAACGUCCACUAAAAUGAAUGCAAAACAACCACGUACAUUACAUCAGGGUCUUUCAAUUAAAUUUUAAAAACCCUUAUUACAUACAUGUCACGACGUUAACGCUAUUGUGUUCACAAUAUAUUAAAUACUUUCUUAAUUUAUAAGUUUUACAUCGACAAUGUUAAAAGUGUUUAAAACUUUAUAUCUUCUACAUGAAGUUCACACAAAAAAUAUUUCCUUACAGUUUGAACUGUGUUAUAUGUACAAACUCUUUAUGUACGAUCUCCUUGUUACUUUUAUAAAUAAUUUCAUGUGUACCAUGUGAUCAUUUUAUCUCUUCUUGUUUAAACUGUUUCAUGACGCAUACGUUAAAUAAAAAAAAAACUUUAACAGUGACUUGUUUUAAUAUUAAGUAUUGCUUGGGGACAACAUUUCUAAAUGUUAGCUUAUCAUUGCAGUAUGCAAAUACUUAUUAAA
This is a messenger RNA of Ruditapes philippinarum (Manila clam), 1864 nucleotides long. Its product is annotated as fibropellin-1-like. The record is from RefSeq and is a predicted model, not a curated record. Gene Ontology annotation, molecular function: calcium ion binding. Lineage: Eukaryota; Metazoa; Mollusca; Bivalvia; Venerida; Veneridae. Bases 1 to 1029 code for a protein of 342 amino acids. The transcript is spliced from 7 exons.